AUGCAAAUGCUUUACUUCUCAAAUCUGUUUGUGAUAUUUAAACCUCUGUCACCUGGGGCAGCCUUAGUUCUCAGAGCUCCUGGUACAAGCCUCUUCCCUUGGGUGGAUUCUUGGCUUUUCUCCCAGCAUGGCCCCCAAAACCAGUCUUCACUUCCACCCCAAGCAAAGAAACUGAAGAAACCGAGACUGACUGCUGCCUCCAGGCCAGAGGAAACGUCUGCUUCUCAGAACUUGCCGAAGGAAGAAAAAGAACAGCAAGAAGCAAUUGAACAUACUGAUGAAGUACAAAAUGAAACAGACAGACUUAACGAACAAGCCAGUGAGGAGAUUUUGAAAGUAGAACAGAAAUAUAACAAACUCCGCCAACCAUUUUUUCAGAAGAGGUCAGAAUUGAUCACCCAAAGCCCAGAUUUUUGGGUAACAACACUUGCUAACUAUCCACAAGUGUCUGCACUGCUUGGAGAGGAGGGUGAAGAGGCGCUGCAUUAUUUGACAAGAGUCGAAGUGACAGAAUUUGAAGAUAUUAAAUCAGGUUACAGAAUAGAUUUUUAUUUUGAUGAAAACCCUUACUUCGAAAACAAAUUUCUCUCCAAAGAAUUUCAUCUGAAUGAGAGUGGUGAUCCAUCUUCAAAGUCCACUGAAAUCAAAUGGAAAUCCAGAAAGGAUCUGACAAAACGUUCAAGUCAAACGCAGAAUAAAGCCAGCAGGAAGAGACAGCAUGAGGAACCAGAAAGCUUCUUCACCUGGUUUACUGAUCAUUCUGAUGCAGGUGCAGAUGAGUUAGGAGAGGUCAUCAAAGAUGCUAUGUGGCCAAAUCCAUUACAGUACUACUUGUUUCCAGACAUGGAUGAUGAGGAAGGGAAAGAAGAAGAUGAUGAUGAUGAUGAAGAGGAAGAAGGAUUGGAAGAUAUUGAUGAAGAACGGGAUGCAGAUGAAGGUGAAGAAGAUGAAGAUGAUGAUGAGAGGGAGGAAGGAGAGGAAGAUGAAGGAGAAGAUGACUAA
This is a messenger RNA of Balaenoptera acutorostrata (minke whale), 1002 nucleotides long. RefSeq names its product protein SET-like. The record is from RefSeq and is a predicted model, not a curated record. Gene Ontology annotation, biological process: nucleosome assembly. Bases 1 to 1002 code for a protein of 333 amino acids. Gene Ontology annotation, cellular component: chromatin; nucleus. NCBI's taxonomy places the organism in Eukaryota, Metazoa, Chordata, Mammalia, Artiodactyla, Balaenopteridae. The transcript has a single exon. Gene Ontology annotation, molecular function: chromatin binding; histone binding.